Molecule: messenger RNA, 639 nt
Organism: Coprinopsis cinerea okayama7#130
Lineage: Eukaryota; Fungi; Basidiomycota; Agaricomycetes; Agaricales; Psathyrellaceae
Exons: 2
Coding region: 1-639 (212 amino acids)
Biological process (GO): cyclic nucleotide metabolic process
Molecular function (GO): 2',3'-cyclic-nucleotide 3'-phosphodiesterase activity
Source: RefSeq, a predicted model, not a curated record
AUGUGGCUCAUCAGUUUCUUCCACCAUCGUAAACAUUUUAUAAUGUCUAAAAUUAAUCUCUGGCUUAUGCCCUCCCGAGAAGACGGCGAGAGACUAAAGUCGAUCAUGGCUCCGCUGCAUGACACGACCGGCGUCCAACCCAGUUCAUACCCUCCCUUCGACCCACACGUAACUCUCGGAAGCUUCAUCGACGAAGAGACAGACCGAGAAGCUCUCAAAGUAUUGUUAUCCAAGAUACCUCCACCAACCGUUCCGUUCAAAUCAAUCGAAGUAGGAACGCACUACUUUCGGAGCGUCUUCAUCGCCGUCGAACCUACUCGUGAACUUGUGGAUCUUCAAUUCAAGUUCAAUAGGGGCGAAACGACUCCUUUGUACCCGCAUGUAUCGCUGGCGUAUAUAGCGGACGAGGACUCAGAGAAGGGCGAGAGGAAGAGGUAUUUUGAGGGGCUGGUUAAUGCGGGGAAAAUAAGGGAGAGGGAUGGCGGGAAGGGUGUGGAGAUUCGGUGUAAGAAUGGGAUUAACGGGGAAGAGGACUGGAUGAGUUCGUACCUCGCAACUGAAGUUUGGUUUGUCAAGUGUGUCGGUGCUGUGCAAGAGUGGAAAGUUGAGGAGAAAGUUGGCUUGGGCGGGGAGAAGUAG